Molecule: messenger RNA, 4748 nt
Organism: Heterocephalus glaber (naked mole-rat)
Lineage: Eukaryota; Metazoa; Chordata; Mammalia; Rodentia; Bathyergidae
Gene: CUNH5orf22
Product: chromosome unknown C5orf22 homolog
Source: RefSeq, a predicted model, not a curated record
AUCCGGAAGCCCAACCGGGUGAGCGGGCGUUUUCUCCGGAGGUGGCGGUGGGGCGGCAGCUGCAGCCUUCUCGGGUGGUCGGCGGGCGCCUCGGCCUCCAGGCAUGAGUGUCUCCGCGGAACCCCGCGCCUUCCUGCGGCGCUACCCCGAGCUCCCGGUGUGGGUGGUGGAGGAUCAUCAGGAGGUUCUGCCUUUCAUAUAUCGGGCCAUAGGAUCAAAGCAUCUUCCUGCCAGUAAUAUAAGUUUUUUACACUUCGACUCCCAUCCAGACCUCCUUAUUCCUGUGAAUAUGCCAGCAGACACUGUGUUUGAUAAGGACACACUGUUUGGAGAAUUAAGUAUUGAAAAUUGGAUUAUGCCUGCAGUUUAUGCUGGCCACUUUUCCCAUGUAAUGUGGCUUCAUCCCCCAUGGGCGCAGCAAGUCAGAGAGGGAAAGCACCAUUUUUUAGUAGGCAAAGAUACGUCUACCACAACAAUCAGGGUCACAAGUACAGAUCAUUACUUCCUAAGUGAUGGUCUCUUUGUACCUGAAGACCAGCUAGAGAACCAAAAACCAUUACAAUUGGAUGUAAUUAUGGUAAAGCCUCAUGAACUUUGUGCCAAUCAAGAAAAUGCUGCAGUGUCUUCUGCAAAGAAGCCCAAGCUAGCAUGGGAAGAUUCGGCAAACACUGCCUUCGCCCACUGUGACUCUUAUUCAGAAGGACUGGGAAAGGACACAGGAGCACAGAGCAUGGGCCAAGCUUGCCAAGAGCCGUCGUGUUCAUGCCCUUGUUCUUCUGAAGGUCAGCAGUGCCAGAUGACAGCCUGCACUCAGGAGAUUCUGGAAAUUUUGAAGAAAGGCAAUGCAUUUAUUUUAGAUAUUGACUUAGAUUUUUUUUCUGUCAAGAACCCCUUCAAAGAAAUGUUCACUCAGGAGGAAUACAAAAUCUUACAAGAGCUCUACCAAUUUAAAAAGCCUGCUAGCAACCUAACUGAGGAAGAUUUGGUAGAUACUGUUGAUACUCGAAUUCAUCAGUUAGAAGACUUAGAAGCAGCUUUUGCUGAUUUGUGUGAUGGUGAUGAUGAAGAAACUGUACAGAGAUGGGCUUCAAACCCUGGAAUGGAAUCACUGGUUCCACUUGUACAGAGUUUGAAAAAACGUAUGGAAGUGCCAGACUAUGAAAUGGUUCACCAAGCUGGUCUAACCUGUGAUUAUUCAGAACUUCCUCACCAUAUCAGCACAGAACAAGAAAUUGAGUAUCUUAUUCAGUCUGUGUAUUAUUUACUGAAAAAAUUACCAAAACCUACUCUUGUGACAAUUGCAAGGUCAAGUCUAGAUGAUUACUGUCCUUCUGAACAAGUUGAUCACAUUCAAGAAAAGGUCCUUAAAGUGCUGCACUCCCUCUAUGGAACCCUGAACACUCACCUGGUGUAUUCAGAAGAGUCUGCCCCAGCUUGAACAAAACACUAGGCUACUGCAUCUUGCUAUAGUAACCAGGUUUACAUUAACUUAUUUGUAAAUGAGUCUUCCAGAGAACAUUUUUAUACUAACUUGCAGUUGAAAUCUUUAGGAUAUUUUGAAUCUCCAAAUACCAUCAGUUGUUGAAUGAUGGUAAUUUUGUUUUGCUUUGCAUCAAGUCUACUAACUCCAGUGGGCAGUAUUAUUGCUUAACUGUCUUCCUUCUAUUAUUGUCUUUUUGUGAGGGUUUCUUACCCCUUUUCUCUGUAGGUCAGUUGGACUGUAUGAGAUUUGUUCAUGUGUUUAUUCAUUCAUCCAACUCCUGCAUAUUAAGCACUUAUGUGUGCCAGACAUUAUUACCUGUGCUGGAUGUAUGGAGAUAAAUAGAAUGAACAAAGCCCAGCCCUCCUCUGGGAGACCCAUGAGAAACAAAUUAUGGUUUGUAAACAGUGUUAAAAAGGAAAGGAUUAAAAAAAAAAAAAAGGAAAGGAUAACCACAAACAUGUCUUAGGCAUACUUAGUACUCAGGGUACCUGGCCUUAUAGGAAGGUAACAUUCUUAAAAGUUACUACCAAAAGAAAAACAAACCUUACCAGUCCAUAAAAAUACAAGAAAUUUACCUUUUUUGAGACAAGGUCUCACUGUGUAGAUCACUCCAGACUUGAACUCACUAGGUAGCCCAAGCUAGCCUUGAACUCAGGGCAAUCCUCCUGCCUGUCCUUGGGGUGCUGAGAUUAUAGGCUUGAACCACCAUGCCCAGCUUCCAGCAAUGCUUUUUGUUUUUUUGGGUUUUUUGGUACUGGGGAUCAACUUGGGUCCUUGCGCUUGCGUAGCAGGUGGCGAAACCACUGAGCUAAAUCCCCGGCCCCCAGCAAUGCUUUUACUAAAGAGACCCUGUUAAAUUAAUGUGACUAUCUUAGUUACUUUUCUCAUUGCUGAGAUAGAAUACCCAGCGUCCACACAUUAGAGGAGGAAAGGUUUAUUUCAGCUCACAGUUUGCAAAGGUGUUAGUCCAAAGUCUGCUGGCUUCAGGGCAGGGUGGCAUGACAGGGCAUUGCAGAGGAGAAACAGUCCAUGGUAGUCCAAAGCAGAGCAGGUAGGAGGUGGCAGCAGCAGCAGCAUCAGAUUUCCCUUUCCUUUUAUCCCAUUCAGGCUACAAGCCUUUUGGAUGGUGCCACCCACACCCUAGGUGGAGCUUCCGAUAUCCCCACCUAGAUCAAUGCAAAGUAGAUUUAGUUAUCACACACCCUAAUCCAGUGUCACACAACCAUGAUCCAGACACCUCCCAAAAGCCCCACCUAUGAGCACACAAGGCUUUGGGGGAACAUCUAGAUAUAAGCCAUAACAGUGACCAAACAAAAAUUUACUCUAUCUGUUGUUUUGUUUUGGCUUUUUGUUGGUUUGUAAUUGUUACUAAUUAGAAGAGUCCUUGGAGUUCUGCUUCCAAGUGACCAUUGUGGUUAUCAAGAAUAAUCCCUGAAUGCCACCUUAUUGGCAGUUUCAGUUGAUUUUUUUUAAGAUAAACCAGCUUUUUCUUUAAUUCUGAACCAGAUACAGUGUCACAUGCCUGUAAUCCCAUCUACUCAAGAGGCUGAGGCAGGAAGAUCACAGCAAGAUCCUUUCUCAAAAUAAAAAAGGAAGUGGGGAUAUAGCUCAGUAGGUUCAAUCCCCAGUAACACCCACACACACAAAAAAAACUUUUAAUACUGACCUAUGUAAAUACCUCCCACAUAACUGUCUUCCAUCAGCCUCCAUAUAAUGUAACUGAACACAGUGGGUUCACCCUUUGGCAAUUGCAAAGCCAAUAAGUACAACCAGGAGAUUAAAAAAUAAAGUGAAGGGCUGGGGAUUUAGCUCAGUGGCACUGUGCCUGCCUCACAAGCACAAGGUCAUGAGUUCAAUCCCCAGUACCAAAAAAAUAAAUAAAAUUUUAAGAAUAAAAUGAAGAAAACUUAUAGCAAGUAAGGAGAGCGUGAGGGAUAUUUUCCAGUGCAGUGGCCCUCCCCAAACAAAAACCGGGGAUUCUAUGGAAGAGACUUAUUCCUGUUCACACUGGAGACCCUUGUGACCUUGUGUAGAGGUAGGGGGAUAUUCCUCCCCAGCCCCGUCCCCAUACUGAGGAUUGCACCCAGAGCCUCAUGCAUGCCAAAUGAGAGCUAUACCGCUGAGCUAUAUCCCCAGCCGUGCGGCUGGUGUAUUCUUACGCAUGUCCACUUAAAGAUCAUGCUUCAUAUCUUGUGUGUUUGAAAAUGGGGGAUAAGAAUGCCUCCAGGGUGGAGGAUUUAGCAAACAGUAUGCUGAGCAAGAUUCACCCUUAGUCACCCAGAAGAGUGGGCAGUGAUUUGGGCUGGUUUAAAGCAAUCCUGUGAGUUCCUUGCCAUUAUCUCUGGGGAGCGUUAUCUGAAAAAAAACAACUUGAAGGGCCGGCAUGUGUUGUUCCCCCACUCGCACUGCCAACAGGUAUUUCACACUAUGAGUUCCUGCCUUACAGUUUAACAGCGUUAGUUAUGGAACUUCUUUUCUCUAGUUGCCAAAGCCCCUACCCCAGUAUGCCUUUUUUCAGUAACCAUUUUAACUACCUAUUCACUUCUCUUUGAAAGUGCGAGGUGACAUGGCAUGUAAAGAAAAAAGAAAACAACAUCCAUCCAUCUCAGCACAGCUUUUCAUUUGCAUGUAGCUUUCAGGCCUGCAGAGUUGCAUGUAGCCGAGAGCAUAGUGUGUUAUCCCGACUUGCACUUUGUGGCUCAUACUGUACUCAAGGAGACACUGCUAUUGCCACUCACUAGAUGGCACCAGGCCCCAUGUUUGAAAUGACUGUAAUUUGCAGUGAAUUUUUCUUGUCACCAAGUUGAUUUCCAAAGACUGAUAGUAUGAAUGCUUAUUUGUGUUGUGAAGAGCAGAACAAACUGAUUGACCUUUCCUCUUUUAUGAAACACUAUACCAGAAAGGUUAUGUUCUUAUAAAAUCAGAAUUGCAAAAUUGUGCUAUUUAUUUUUAAAUUUUGAAAAUUUCUGUUGAGUUCUAUAAAUAGGCAUUAUUUUUAUGAGUAAAUUAUUUUGUGUGUUAAAUUAAAAAGUGUGUUUUGAAGUUCUUUAAAAGACUUACAAUCAAACAAUAGCACUAGUGGUGUCCGAUCUCAGUGUGGAGGUCAUUGAUUUUUGAACUCUAAUGUGAUUCAUCAUGGUAAUUCAGGUUGAAUAAAUAGCAGCAGCUUCUUUUAUCAGAGACUCAGAUUUUUUAGGUCUCAUGUUUGUAAUUGUUUCCCUGAAGAAUUCAGUCCCUACUUAUUAAAUAAAACCAAAUUACCAAA